AUGCCAGAUAGUUAUAUGACACCUCCAGGACAGAUGUUUCACCAGACCCCUGGCACUUCCUGGUGCUUACCGGUACCUUCACCUGCCGAUCUGCCCAGCCGCAUGGCCCUGAAUCCCCUGAGUGGCAACAUGGAUUUCAGCAGACGUCCAAAGGCUGCACCUUUGGGAGGUCAGCCAACCUCUUCUGCUCAUGUUUCGGUCUGGCCCACCAGGGGGUUUAUCUUCUCCCCCCUUUCUGAACAACAGCUGCAGAAAGAGGCUGCUGAAGCCCUGAUGGUGCUGAGAAAUGCUCCCCAGCCAGGUCCCAUUUUGGCCACUUCCAGUCUUCUGCCCCCUCCCAGCUCUGCACCUGCUCUGUUGGCCUCAUCAGCUUUCACACGCCCCUCAGCAACGUUUCACAAUCCUGGGGUGGCCAGUCCCUUCCAGCAGCAUCCCUCAUACUUCAUGCCUCCAUGUGACAUUCAGCCUGUAAAGGCUUCCAAGGACAUAGCUUUGAAAGGAACCCAGCCGUCCCCAGAGUCAGUUAGUGCUCAUGGAGAACAGGCCCCAGGGCCUCUUUUCCUUCCUUUACUCCAUGGAAGUGCUCUUCCCCAGCAGUACAAAAAUGUCCAUCUAUUCUCAGUUGCUCCAUCCCGGGCACCCCAAGUGGCUACUUCUGUAAUGGUUUCCAGCAUCCAAGCUGUCAAACCCAGCCUCAGAGGGACUUCCAGUGUCAGCCACCACCAUUUUGCCCCAAAUUUGGCAGCCUACCACACAGCCUCAGGCUCCAUGCCACAUACCAUCUGCAUGCCACAAACCGUAGACAGUGGUUGGAUUUCAGAGACAAAUGUUGAAGUCCUUGCUCCAUCUGGCUCCACUCACAGUGGCCCUCAAAUUCUGCCCUUCUGUGUCCCACCAAUGGAUGUCUCUGUCACUUCAGUGCCCCUACAAACUGGCAUCCCAUGCACUCCAUUUGGGAUGGAACUGCACAUGCUUCCCAGGCUGUCACUGUUGAAUCCUACCCCCUACAUUAUAGCUCAGGAAGGUUUCCCAGAGCCAGUUUCCCCCCCAGGGCAGAAAUCAAAACAAUGCCAUCAGCAGCAGAGCCAAGAAGGAAAGCAUUCAAAUACGGGACAGGAAGGAGAAGAACAUGGCAGAAGCCACAAUGUGCCAGGGAGCAAGGAUCCAGAAGGUUCUACAGAAGCAGCGCCUGACUUCCUCGCAUCUAAGCAAGCAUGCAGCCAGUCUGUUCAGCAAGCCUCACCAAGCCAACAACAGCCGAGCCACCUCCACCAGGCCAACACCUCCCCCUCUGUUUCCCUAAGCAUUGGCCAGAUGGGCUCCAUCUCGCUCCCCACCUAGGCUUCUGACAGUGGGAGGGUGCCUGGAUAUAUAAUACUUUGUGAAAAGAAGGGCUACAGUUGGGUAAAGCCCUUCUCUCCUGAUCUUUUAACAGGGCAUGGCUAGGGGCACAGCCUUUGCAUUUCUUUCCUUCAGAUUCCCAGCUGAGUUAUUGCAACCACUUUAUUGUGGCAAGACAAAGUCAGCAUCAC
This is a messenger RNA of Zootoca vivipara (common lizard), 1532 nucleotides long. RefSeq lists its product as uncharacterized. Gene Ontology annotation, molecular function: DNA-binding transcription factor activity, RNA polymerase II-specific; RNA polymerase II cis-regulatory region sequence-specific DNA binding. Gene Ontology annotation, biological process: sex differentiation; regulation of transcription by RNA polymerase II. NCBI's taxonomy places the organism in Eukaryota, Metazoa, Chordata, Lepidosauria, Squamata, Lacertidae. The record is from RefSeq and is a predicted model, not a curated record. Gene Ontology annotation, cellular component: nucleus.